Encephalitozoon cuniculi GB-M1 is the source of this 1503-nucleotide messenger RNA. RefSeq lists its product as uncharacterized. The record is from RefSeq and is marked provisional. The transcript has a single exon. NCBI's taxonomy places the organism in Eukaryota, Fungi, Microsporidia, Unikaryonidae. The coding region runs from base 1 to 1503 and encodes 500 amino acids.
AUGGAGGAAAUCAAGAGGUACGUGGAAGAUAGGCUUGGACAGCACAAGAUAAAGAUUGACGUGAGUUCUGUGGUUGAGGAGCUUGUCCUGUCGAACAAGAUAAACGAGUUCAUGCCUCCAAGCUCGAUAUACAGUGUGGUUCUGAUGCAUCUUGGAAAGCAUGACGAGAUGUACAAAUGCAUUCUUAGCGGCGAGUAUCUGUUCGACAUCGAGGUAGGACUGAACGACAGGGAGUCCCUGUACAGUAGCAGUGAGCUCAAGGAGGCAGUGGCGAGAGUUUUUGGACCUCGAGUGAGGUAUGUCUAUGUCAGUACCUCUGGACACCGGCAUUUUAUCGGGAUCAAGCUCAGCAGCAAGGGAUAUGAUCCCGUGGCAAGCCACAAUGGCCCUGAGAGCACGAUUCCGUACUUCCUGCUGGUUGAUGGGCUAAAGACAUUCAAGGCAGGUGACUUUGAGUGGAAUGAGAUAGUGUUUGGAUUCAAGACAACGGGGGAUGAGCAUUCGAAAUAUGUUGAGGUUCUUGAGCAUGUCAAGAGGAUCAGGCUUCCUGUGCAAAUAAUCGACGACGACGCAAUGCAUAUAGGUACUUCUGUGACGAAUGUCCACGAAUGUUAUCUGCACUGCAGGUCUCAGGAGAACUGGCCGGAGGAUCAGGAUGCCCUCGACUGUGCGAAGACGGCCCUGUACUGCCUGAUAUACAAGAAAAGCAAGCACAGAAGCGCGAUUGGAUACAACUAUGUUCUCCUGAAGUACAGAGGCUCGUAUUUCAAGUUCCAGAUCAUGAUAAGGAGAGACAGAAAUGCCGAGUUUAGGAUCAACAGCCGAAUAUCGGAAGUUGUUGGCCAGCAGUCGGACAUGUUCAAGAAGAACACGGUGUCUGUCAAAAGAUUUCUGGACAGCCAUGGAUAUCUUCCUGUAUACUUCGAUGACAGGCUUGUGGAGCUGAUUUGCCUGAUGGUGGGGAGAGGGAUAAACUCGUUUGGGAGAUUUUUUAACGAGUUUCUAAGGUACCAGAUUCGGCUUGAGGGCUGCUCAUUUAAUCUAGAGACGCUGAAGGUCUCAGAAAACAAGAACAGAAGAUUUGAGGUGGUGUACCAGCAUGACAUAGUGGUGAUAAGAAUGCCGCCCCAGAAGAUAGUCCAGCGACUGAAUGCCCUAAAGAAGGCUGUAUUGGCACAAAAACUUGCCCUAUUUGACGAAAAGUUCCGGUUGCAGACGCACAAGUUGCUGCAGCCAUCCUUCAAGGACUAUGACUUUGUCCUGAGUCUUUCCUACAGGCCAGGCUUUGUUGAGGUUGAGGACAAGACAGACCCUCCAUUUCUGUUUGGAGUACCCUCUGUUGAAGAGUUUCUUGUGCCUAGUCUGAGGAGUAAAGGAUACUUCUUCUAUUCUCCAAGGCAUUCGGUUCUCAUGGUCAAGGUCCACGAGGAGUUUGACCCGGAAGAGUUGCUUUAUGUCUUGAUACUAAAGACCGGGUUUAGAUACUUUCUCAGAAACUUCUGA